This is a messenger RNA of Setaria italica (foxtail millet), 1841 nucleotides long. RefSeq lists its product as uncharacterized. The record is from RefSeq and is a predicted model, not a curated record. Bases 178 to 1626 code for a protein of 482 amino acids. NCBI's taxonomy places the organism in Eukaryota, Viridiplantae, Streptophyta, Magnoliopsida, Poales, Poaceae. The transcript has 12 exons.
UGCUGCUGGGAAGCCCACACCACACUGGUGACAGUGAACACCACACCAGGACGCAUCGCGUAGUUAGCUCGCGGGGCCCACGCGCUAGCGCCACACCGCUUCCUCCCCAAGCUCGCGUCUCCUCGGCUCUCGGAGUCGGAGCUAAGGAGCCGGAGGCGCCCCGCGGGCAAGCAAGCGAUGGCCUCGCCGGCGGCGGCGACGCGGCACCCUUCCCCCACCGUACUCGCCUCCACCCCUCGCCACCGGCUCCGCCUCCACCGCCGUGGAUAUCCACCUUCAAAACUGGGCUACCAAACAUCACGGUUAAAGGUCAAUGCACUUUUUGGGUGGCUUAGGGGAGACACGGCAAUGCGUGAAUUGAUCCCUCCUGCUGAAUCAUAUACGCUCUCAGGGUCAGCCUCAGAGGUAGGUGCGGAGCCACGUGAGGUGUCUAUUUCUGUGGCUUCCUCUAUCAUGGACAUCCCUGCUGCAGAUUGGGAUGCCUGUGCGUGUGAUCCAGCUGAUCCUGAAAAGUUCAACCCUUUCCUUACCCAUGCAUUCCUCUCAAGCUUAGAAGAAUCAGGUUCUGCAGUGAAGGAAACAGGUUGGUUACCUUUCCAUGUUGUUGCACGGGAUGAGACUGGACAUAUUAUAGGUGUUGUUCCACUUUACCUAAAAAGCCAUUCUAGAGGAGAGUUUGUGUUUGAUCAGUCAUGGGCAGAAGCUUACUACAGCUAUGGCCUUGAAUACUACCCGAAGCUCCAGUCUUGUGUGCCAUUUACUCCAGUAACUGGCCAAAGAAUAUUACUUCGAAGUACACCAUACCGGGAUCAAGUUUUUGAUGCACUAAUCAAAGGUUUGAAGAGCCUGACUACCAAGAUGAAUGUGUCAUCAUUACAUAUUACUUUUCCAUCUGAAGGUGAAUUCAGCAAAUUGAAGGAUAAUGGGCUGUUACAAAGAAUUGGGUUGCAAUAUCACUGGAGAAAUCGGAAUUACAAAAGUUUUGAUGAGUUUCUGAUGGAUUUGAAGCAGCCCAAACGGAAGAAUAUCAGACAAGAACGUAAAAAGAUUCCUGCUCAAAGUUUGCAAAUGAAGAGACUUCGUGGAGACGAAAUAAAGAGCAGCCACUGGGACACCUUCUACAAAUUCUACCGUAACACAACUGAUAAUCACUGGGGCAGACCAUACUUGACAAGGGAAUUUUUUCACCUCUUAGGAGAAAAGAUGGGGGGCAAUGUUAUGCUUGUUGUUGCUGAAAAUGACGAUAAAGUUGUUGCUGGUGCUCUUAACCUUAUUGGAGGUGAUACACUGUUUGGUCGGCUAUGGGGAUGCCUGCCAGAUGCUUAUUUUCCGAACUUGCAUUUUGAAGCUUGCUAUUAUCAGGCAAUUGAAGCAGCCAUAGAGUUAAACCUGAGUAAGGUGGAGGCAGGUGCUCAGGGAGAGCACAAGAUCCAGCGUGGUUACCUCCCAGUGACAACUUACAGCUGCCACUAUUUUUCAGAUCCUGGUUUUGGGGCUGCUAUUGGAAAUUUUCUUGCACGUGAGACGGCUCAGGUUAAACAUGUUAUUAAGGUCCUCCAUGAUUCGGGUCCAUACAAGGAAAACAUUCUGAAAGAAUUUGCACCUCAGCAAGACGAUGAAAUGUAGAAUACUGAAGGGGCUUGCUGCCUUGCAUACAGUACCAUAGAACUAGAAUAUUAAUGUAGUAAUAGGAAUACAGCCAUACGGGUGAUCCGUUUAAGCAGCUACGACCCACAUUUGUACACAGCUAGGAAUGUAAAUAUUUCACAUGAAAAAUCUGAAACCAUUGGCUCAAAAGGUGACAUCUGAACUCAACAUUCAGUUUGAUUAUGCCGCUCUGC